Messenger RNA from Meloidogyne enterolobii, 540 nucleotides. The record is from the annotation of a GenBank genome assembly. Lineage: Eukaryota; Metazoa; Nematoda; Chromadorea; Rhabditida; Meloidogynidae.
AUGUCUAUCAGUUCUUUAUUAAUUCUGUCACAUAAUAUAAGCAAUUUAUUAGCUUCAUUAGGAAUGAGUCUUUUUAUGAAUGCUAUUUUCUUAAAUAUAUCUGCUGGUUUUAUUUCUGGAGGCGGUGGAGAAGGAAGUGGAGGAGGGGGUGGUGGGGAAGGUAAAGCACUAUUUAAUCUUUCAUUUAAUUUUUUAAAAAUUAAAGGCAGUUCUUCCCUUCUUUACAAUAUAAUUUACCAUAUAAAUAAUGUUAAUUGGAGUGUGUUAAGUAUUGUUUUGCUAAUAUAUACAUUGAAAGGGCCCUAUGAUGUUCACUCUAUUAUUCAAGAAAUUAAAGACCAAUUAUUACUAAAUGAAAAUAUUUGGGAAAAAAAUGAUGAGACAAAAUUAAAAUUUUGUGAACGCACAAAAAAUUUAGUUGAACGAAUCGAAGGAAUUAAAAUUCAUAGAAUUGAUCAACAAUUAUUUAAUUUGGUAUUUAUUGCGCAAAUGGUGUUAUUGUGGUUACUUGUUGCUUAUUCUAAAUAUUCUAAAAAAUAG